Messenger RNA from Alternaria conjuncta, 297 nucleotides. RefSeq lists its product as uncharacterized. The transcript is spliced from 2 exons. The coding region runs from base 1 to 297 and encodes 98 amino acids. NCBI's taxonomy places the organism in Eukaryota, Fungi, Ascomycota, Dothideomycetes, Pleosporales, Pleosporaceae. The record is from RefSeq and is a predicted model, not a curated record.
AUGGCUGGAGGUGCAAGCCAUGCCAACGCUGUCAUUGAAGAUACCGAUCACUCGCCGACUAGUCUCUACUCGCGGCCUACACCUCGUAUGUUUCUCGACCGCUCACAUGCUGUCGACGGGCCGCCUGCGGAGAAAGCGAAACACGACGGUGCAGGUGUUGUGACUGCCAAAGCAAGGACGGUAGCGGAGGAAAUGACGUGUUUAGCUGAAGACCAAAGGACGCUGAGACAGGAAGUAGCGGCGUUGAGGGAGGAGUAUCGCGUGCUCAAGGGUGUGUUGCUGAAGCCUAAGGUGUGA